Messenger RNA from Salvelinus fontinalis (brook trout), 2426 nucleotides. RefSeq names its product terminal nucleotidyltransferase 5A-like. Gene Ontology annotation, biological process: mRNA stabilization. The transcript is spliced from 2 exons. Lineage: Eukaryota; Metazoa; Chordata; Actinopteri; Salmoniformes; Salmonidae. The record is from RefSeq and is a predicted model, not a curated record. Gene Ontology annotation, molecular function: poly(A) RNA polymerase activity; RNA binding. Bases 420 to 1601 code for a protein of 393 amino acids.
GCCGCUUGUAGUCUUCUGUGUGUUGAGGUACGUCUUCAUAAACCUGCCAAACAGCCAAUCAGGACGCUUAUGUUAAUCCCAUUUUCUUAAAACCCGUCAAUAUGCCUCUAGCUGGAUUACAGCUAGAAGUGUAUCACAGCUCAGCAGAAUUUUGGAGAUGCCACACUGUUCAGUUUACGGGUCUAUGAUUUGCAUGUGCAGAACUCUCUCGGAUCUUCAGCCUAGAUUGUUUAGAAACUUCUGUUCUAAGUGAAUCUGAGAAGCGCACAGGAGCGAUUUUGUUUGAUUUCUUGUCGAUUUAAAGUUUCAUUCCAACUUCAAAAGAAACACUUAUUUUGGGAAUUGCUUUGGUACUGUCCAUAAUAGCCUACAUCAACUAAACUACCAAAUAAUUGACUUAUUUUCCAAAUCCCAUCGUCAUGUCCUCCGGGGAUGAGUCGGAGCAGAGUCGGCGGUUCUGUGUGUUGUCUUGGGAGCAGGUGCAGAGGUUGGACUCUAUUCUCGGAGAGAGCGUCCCUAUUCAUGGACGCGGAAACUUCCCGACGCUCUCUGUACAGCCUCGGCAGAUAGUCCAGGUGGUUCGGGCGCGUCUGCAGGAGCGUGGUGUGGUGGUCCGGGAUGUGAAGCUGAACGGUUCAGCAGCCAGCUAUGUGCUCCACCAGGACACUGGCCUGGGCUACAAGGACCUGGACCUCAUCUUUGGCCUAAACCUGACUGAUGACAAGACCUUUCGUGUGGUCAAAGAUGUGGUCCUGGACAGCCUGGUGGACUUCCUACCUCCGGGGCUCAGUCGUGUCUCGCCCAUGACCCUCAAAGAGGCCUACGUCCAGAAGCUGGUGAAGGUGUGCAACGACACAGACCGCUGGAGCCUGAUCUCCCUUUCCAACAACACAGGGAAGAACGUGGAGCUGAAGUUUGUGGACUCUCUGCGGAGGCAGUUUGAGUUCAGCGUGGACUCAUUCCAGAUCGGCCUGGACUCACUGCUGCUGUUCGACCGCUGCUCAGAGACGUCCAUGUCUGAGAGCUUCCACCCCACCGUGGUCGGAGAGAGCAUGUACGGGGACUUCCAGGAGGCCCUGGGACACCUCCGCACCAGGACCAUAGCCACGCACAGCCCUGAGGAGAUCCGGGGAGGAGGACUGCUGAAGUACUGUCACCUGCUAGUGCGGGGGUUUAAACCGGACUCAGAGGCUCAUAUGAAGCUGCUGCAACGCUACAUGUGCUCUCGUUUCUUCAUCGACUUCCCGGACAUUGGCGAGCAGCAGCGUAAGCUGGAAGCGUAUCUCCAGAACCACUUCAACGGCAUGGAGGACAAGCGCUAUGACUGCCUGGUGACGCUGCGGCAUGUGGUGGACGAGAGCACCGUGUGCCUGAUGGGCCAUGAGCGCCGCCAGACGCUGGCACUUAUCUCGGCGCUGGCGCUACGGGCCAUGGCAGAGCAGAACGCCAUCCCUGCCCUGGCUAACAUCACCUGUUACUACCAGCCGGCACCUUACGUCAGGGACGUCAACUUCAGUAACUACUACAUAGCGCGGGUCCAGCCGCCCAUGAGUAACUCUUAUAGUAACUCUUACCACAGAACAUGGCUUCCUUGCAGCUGAGUGAUGUGGAUCAGUGUAAGAGGACUAUGUUGUAUGUUGUGUUUUUUAAGCUUCUAGUUUCUCUGUUUUAGUCUCAAAUGGUACCCUAUUCCCUAUAUAGUGCAGUACUUUACAUGACCAGGAAACUAUAUAGGGAUAGGGUACCAUUUGAGACACACCCUCUGUCUUAUGGUAACGUGAGCUCAGCAGUUUGAUAGAGUGCUUUGCUCAGUCCACCUGUAGCAAAAUGGGUUCUUGUGGGAGACUUGAGGACAAAGUCCAAUGAGGACCAAAAAAAAGGAAACAUUUGUAUUGAAUUGUAUCUUUUUGCCAAAUCUUCAAUUGCAACCAUUCCCACUACGUUUUUCAAUGAAUACUGCUGUAAAUCUGAUUUGAGACGUUGUUAUGACGUUUUGUUAGGGUUUUUUUCUGAAGCGUUGGUUUCUUUGUUAUAUGUAUGGUGAGGACUGGUGGUCUAUUUUGAUGUAUGGAAAACGGUUGAAAUGUGAUGGAAGAACUUUUCAUCCUCCCAGUCGUGAUGAGGAACUUUAAGUGUAUUGGAAUCCAUAAAAGGAAAUAUAAGAAACCAGAAAUCUGUAUUCUGUUCUGACUGUGGUUUCAACUGAUCUUUUCAUUUGCAGAUGUAAGGACCAAAUAAUACCAUGUUUGUGUAGCGUGAAGAAGAAAAAAACAGACUUUUGUGAUUCUAAGUGCCUGAAAUACCAACCGACAUCUUAAAGGAGUUUACUCUUUUUGGAUCUUUUUCACCCAGGUUACUGUACAUUUCUCGAUCCAGGGUCAGGGUACUUCUUUUUCAAAUAAUAAUAAAAAGGUACAAAAUGGAAA